AUGGCAUCCAAGGGCCUCGGCAACGUCGUCGAGCUCCAGCGCCCCUGGCAGGGCGUCGGCCCCUUCAUCUUUGGCUCGCACCAUGUCGAUGCCUACCCCGCUGCCGCGAAGGGCACCCUCGGCCCGCCCGCUGCGGACCUGAAGGGCCGCAACAUUGGCAUGGACAUGCGCAACGCCUCCGGCACCGGAUGGAACAUGUACCACGGCGAGAAGAUCCCCGGCUUCCCGGCUCACCCCCACACCGGUUUCGAGACUGUCUCUAUUGUAGGAUCUGGUACCGUCGACCACGCCGACUCGCUCGGCGCCGGUGCGCGCUACGGCAAGGGCGACGUGCAGUGGGUCACGACUGGCCGCGGCGUCGUGCACUCCGAGAUGUUCCCGCUGCUGAGGGACGACGCCCCGAACCCGUUCGAGAUGUACCAGCUGUGGCUGAACCUGCCUGCUGCGAAGAAGAAGGUCCCCGCCGAGUUCACGAUGCAGUGGGACGAGAAGAUCCCCAUCGUGCGCCGCGAGACGGGCCAGGGCUGUGCCUCUGUGCGCGUCAUUGCGGGCUCGUUUGACGGCGUCGACCCGCUCCCGCCCCCCAAGAACUCGUACGCGGCCGACAAGGAGGGCGACGUCGCGAUCUGGCUCAUCGAGAUGGAGCCCCGGUCGGCGAUCAAGCUCCCGGCCAUGAACACGGACAAGACGGAGCGCAUGCUCUACGUGCACAAGGGCGGCGCGGCGUCCAUCGACGGCCAGACUGUCACCGACGGCAACGGCUUCAAGCAGACCAAGAACGACCGCCUCACCAUCACCAACGGCCCCAAGCACACCACCAUUCUCGUCCUCCAGGGCGUCCCCAUCAACGAGCCCUACGUCCAGCGCGGCCCUUUCGUCACCAACUCGGAGCAGGAGCUCAACCAGGCUUUCGCCGAGUACCAGCGCACGCAGUUCGGUGGAUGGCCUUGGGACUCGGACCAGCCCGUGUAUCCCCGCGACGAGCCCCGCUUCGCCAUCCACGGCAAGGGCCAGCAGAAGGAGUACCCCACCGACAAGUGA
Messenger RNA from Trichosporon asahii var. asahii CBS 2479, 1041 nucleotides. Its product is annotated as pirin-like protein. Bases 1 to 1041 code for a protein of 346 amino acids. The transcript is spliced from 2 exons. The record is from RefSeq and is a predicted model, not a curated record. Lineage: Eukaryota; Fungi; Basidiomycota; Tremellomycetes; Trichosporonales; Trichosporonaceae.